Molecule: messenger RNA, 456 nt
Organism: Morchella importuna
Lineage: Eukaryota; Fungi; Ascomycota; Pezizomycetes; Pezizales; Morchellaceae
Exons: 6
Coding region: 1-456 (151 amino acids)
Source: RefSeq, a predicted model, not a curated record
AUGUCGCAAUGCCCUAUUUCUACAACAGCCAUACUCCUCCACAUAUCAUUCCUACUCUUCUCCUCGGGCACCACCAUCACCGCCUCCUCCGACAAUUGCAUCGCUAGCUCCCGACUCCCCUCGUCCCCCAGCUCAAGCUUCAUUAGCUCCUCAAGAAGUCCUCCGUCACUCCUGACAGCCCGAUCAAGGCUCUCUGCAAGCCGCUCGUCGGCGAACGGCCUUUGCCUUUGCGGGUGGAGAGUGCCUCUUCGACAUCACGUAGUUGCAGCUCGAUUGCGAGGGCAAAGGAGAGUUCGUCCAUGGCUAACUCGGCUUGCAAUUAUUGCUCUCCGACGAGAGAAAUUCUCUGAGAUUAAAAUGGAAUUGAGAGGAGGAAAGAAAGAACAACUAACGGCUCAUUCGUGCAGAAAAUUGCUUGCAGAUGAACAUGGCUUGGCAGCAGAGUUAGAUCUGUAA